Molecule: messenger RNA, 1415 nt
Organism: Ricinus communis (castor bean)
Lineage: Eukaryota; Viridiplantae; Streptophyta; Magnoliopsida; Malpighiales; Euphorbiaceae
Exons: 13
Coding region: 179-1342 (387 amino acids)
Cellular component (GO): nucleolus; nucleus
Source: RefSeq, a predicted model, not a curated record
AGCCCGUAGUACAAUAUCUUAUCUAGGGUUUUCGACCUCGUUAAACCUUUGAACGGAGCAGAAGUACAUAGACUCUCGAUCCCUCUCACGUUUAGUUUUUCUUUUCUGUUUGGAUUCACAGUAUUCAAUUGCUUCCUCUUUUCAUUUUGUAAUUGUGAAGCGUUGAGAGGUUUUGAGAAUGGGGUCGCGGAAGCGAUCGAGAAAAACAAGAGACAGUGAUAGCGAUUUGGAAGACUUGGAUGAUAUGGAAAAUGAUAAUUUGAUGAUGGAAGAAGAAAUGAGUGACGAUUAUGACGAUGACGAUGAAGAAGAAGAUGGAGAAUCAGAGGAAGAGAAAGAGAAUGAUAAAGAUGCUGAGUUGGAAGACCUUGAGAAAGACUAUGAGAAUCUUCGUAAUGAAGAGCUGGAUAUAUUGAAGAAUCUCAAACGCCAUAAGGAUGAAGAUCUUCUUAAAGGUCAAGCAGUGAAGAACCAAAAGGCUCUCUGGGACAAAACUCUUGAGUUUAGAUUCUUACUUCAAAAAGCAUUUUCGGGUGCAAAUAGAUUGCCACAGGAACCAGUUAGGUCUUCUUUUUGUGAUUCAGAUGAAGGGGUUAGGUCGGCUUAUUCUGAUCUGAUUACCUCGUCCAGAAAAACUUUGGAAUCUCUACUAGGAUUACAAGAGGCUUUGCUUGAGAAGAAUCCAUCAAUUUCUCAAUCUUUCGACAGUAAUUCUGCAAAGAAGCAUUCAAAAGAUUCUAAGAAUUCAGAUAUGGAAACUGAGGAAGAGUGGUGGCGUAUUUCUCAAAUGCAUAGCAGAAUAACUCCUUUCAGAGACAAAUCAAUUGAUAAAUGGCAGAGGAAAACCCGGGUGACAACUGGUGCUGCUGCUAUUAAAAGCAAAUUGCAAGCUUUUAACCAGGAUAUCAGUGAACAAGUUGCUUCUUAUAUGAGGGAUCCUAGUAGAAUGACAAAGCAAAUGCAGCUAAGCAGAUCAACUGUUGGUGUAUUUGGAACUGUUCUUGAGCAGCCAGGAAUUACCAAGGGAGAGGAAGCAAGCCCUGAUGGUGACCCUGAACUCCUUGACGACUCUGAAUUUUAUCAGCAGUUGCUGAAGGAAUUUUUUGAGACGAUCGACCCCUCAUCUUCUGAGACGGCCUUCUAUGCUUUGAAAAAAUUGCGAACUAAGAAGAGAAAGCUUGUUGAUCGACGUGCCUCUAAGAGUCGUAAAAUCAGGUACAAUGUCCAUGAGAAGAUAGUCAAUUUCAUGGCUCCUCGGCCCAUGGACAUUCCUCCUAUGGCUCCUAAGUUAUUUGAAAAUUUGUUUGGACUUAAGACACAACGACUAGCUUCUGCAGUUUAAUUUUGUACCAACUACAGUAGUAUCUGAUCUCGGUUUUAUAGUAAUUGGAGGUUUAUCCGAGUUAAAAUUCAAA